Messenger RNA from Phytophthora nicotianae INRA-310, 144 nucleotides. RefSeq lists its product as hypothetical. Lineage: Eukaryota; Oomycota; Peronosporomycetes; Peronosporales; Peronosporaceae. The coding region runs from base 1 to 144 and encodes 47 amino acids. The record is from RefSeq and is a predicted model, not a curated record. The transcript has 2 exons.
AUGCUGGACGUGAAGAUGACGAUCUUCCAGGAGGAACGGCAUAUUGUCACACGUGCCAACUUCGUACUGCCAAGCCGUUACGGCUGUGGCAACUAUGCGCAGAAAUGUUCUGUUCCUCGCGCGGUUGAAUGCGUGCGUGAAUGA